UCUUACAGGCUAUUUUCCCCAGAUGCUUUUUAUUCUUCUUCUCAUAAAUGAUUAAAGCAGCCGAUUGACUUCCAAGAAAUGACUCUAAACAGCAAUUUUACAGCCAAAUGUAAUGCUGCGUAUGUAAACAAAAAGUGCUUUAUUUAGGCAGUGCAUGUAUGUUGUGUGCCGGGUGAUGCACGCAACACAGUGCAGGUUGGUGUCUCUCUGCUGCUGCUGAGCUCAUGGCUCACAGGAGAGCCGGUGGCUGCUGCUGCCCCCGGGCGCCCAUGAAUGAAGACAAUGCUCGUUUCUGCCUGCUGGCCGGCCUCAUCCUGCUCUACUUGCUGUGCGGUGCUGCCAUCUUCUCAGCCCUGGAGCACCCCUUUGAGCUGCGUGCCCGCCGCCUCUGGAAACAGCAGCUGGAAAACUUCACGCAGCGAUACAGGGUCAACCUGGGAGCACUGCACACUCUGCUGCGGCAGUACGAGGAGGCGAACGGAGCUGGGAUCAGAGUGGACACCCUGAGGCCUCGCUGGGACUUCUCUGGAGCUUUCUACUUUGUGGGCACGGUCGUCUCCACUAUUGGCUUUGGCAUGACCACACCGGUGACGAUAGCUGGGAAAAUAUUCCUAAUCUUCUACGGUCUUAUCGGCUGUGCUGCCACCAUCCUCUUCUUCAACCUAUUCCUGGAGAGGAUCAUCACGAUGUUAGCUUACAUCAUGCGCUGGUGCCAUGAGCGUCGGCUGAGGUGUGCCGGGGUGGAGUCGAGCAGGGAGGAGUCUUCUGGUGAGGAGGACAGCCUGGAAGGAUGGAAACCGUCGGUUUACUAUGUGAUGCUGAUCCUGGGCGUGGCAUCGGUUGUGAUUGCGUGCAGCGCCUCCACCCUGUACAGCUCUAUGGAGAACUGGAGCUAUGUGGACUCCCUCUACUUCUGCUUUGUGGCCUUCAGCACCAUCGGCUUCGGGGACCUGGUGAGCAGUCAGAGGCAGCAGUAUGAGUCGCAGGAGGCCUACCGGCUCGGGAAUUGUCUGUUCAUCUUGAUGGGGGUGUGUUGCAUCUACUCACUUUUUAAUGUAAUUUCUAUUAUCAUCAAGCAAACUCUUACUUGGAUCGUGGGGAAGCUGGUGUGCUCGGGCCGGCAUCGGCUCUGCUCCUGCUCCAAAUCUGGCUGCCGGUGGCUCUGCUGCCCCUGCCUCCAGAAAAAAAAUCGCAACCGCCUGCAUCCGCCUGCACACCUCAGAAGAAAACGCUUAAAACCCAACACUGUGCAGCCCAUGGCUUCCCACUGCCCUGCAGGAAGACACUGCUACAGGGACGGCUCGGUGGAGACGGUGUGUGACAGUGAGACGGACGCAGGCACAGUGGCUGAUGGGGCGUAUGUUGGCCGUCGUCUGUCAGGAGAGAUGAUCUCUGUCAAUGAGUUAAUGGUGUCCAAUAAGGUGUCACUGGCUCUGCUGCAGAAGCAGCUGAGUGAGACUGCUCACCAGGGCCCGCGGCAGAGCUACGGCCAUCAAAAUGGAUUCUCUGGAGGUGUGGGCGCCCUGGCCAUUAUGAAUAAUCGCCUACAGGAAACCAGUGUGGAUAGGUAGCCCCAACGCGAGGGCAUUAUGUGCAUUGCCUUCUAUUGGAGCCCUAAUUAGACAUGUUCUAUUACCAAGUUAUUUAGAGAAACUCAAUAAUUUGUCCCAUGACAAAUCCAAAUCCUGAAUAUAAAAUAACACCCUCUAAUUAGAGUCUGUUCAGCACCUCUCUGAGUAAUUUCAAUGGGAGUCUAUGCCGGUAAAAGCAGACCUCCAGCAUUGAUUCUGGACGUCAAAUAAUUGAUUACAUUUUGUUCUAUGUAGAGAAAGACUGAAACGAAGACAAACAAGAUUUCAAGAAUU
Messenger RNA from Trematomus bernacchii (emerald rockcod), 1865 nucleotides. Its product is annotated as potassium channel subfamily K member 13. The transcript is spliced from 2 exons. Bases 225 to 1571 code for a protein of 448 amino acids. Gene Ontology annotation, molecular function: potassium ion leak channel activity. Gene Ontology annotation, biological process: potassium ion transmembrane transport; stabilization of membrane potential. Gene Ontology annotation, cellular component: membrane. The record is from RefSeq and is a predicted model, not a curated record. Lineage: Eukaryota; Metazoa; Chordata; Actinopteri; Perciformes; Nototheniidae.